Pseudomyrmex gracilis is the source of this 2148-nucleotide messenger RNA. RefSeq names its product E3 ubiquitin-protein ligase XIAP-like (gene Diap2). The record is from RefSeq and is a predicted model, not a curated record. NCBI's taxonomy places the organism in Eukaryota, Metazoa, Arthropoda, Insecta, Hymenoptera, Formicidae. The coding region runs from base 274 to 2112 and encodes 612 amino acids. Gene Ontology annotation, molecular function: ubiquitin protein ligase activity; cysteine-type endopeptidase inhibitor activity involved in apoptotic process. The transcript is spliced from 10 exons. Gene Ontology annotation, biological process: negative regulation of apoptotic process; positive regulation of protein ubiquitination; regulation of cell cycle. Gene Ontology annotation, cellular component: spindle microtubule; cytoplasm; nucleus.
CUCUAGUGGAAGAUACUAAAGGUGUUGAGUGUACGUGCGAACGUAAACGCAACGAUAAUUGAGGCGAAGAAAACAUUGGCUUUCGUUUUUUCAUAGCUGAUACAAACAGAGUAGUCGAGAUUAUGAGGUUGAACUUGCUCUUGGACGUUUCAAGGUCUCAGAGAAUUUGCACGUUAGAUGAAAAAGAAAAUAUUUUGAACUCCGAAUAACAUUGGGUUUUGACAUUUGAUCAGUUGCAACGUACUUUUUGCUUGAGAUAAACCUCACCGGUGUAUGAUGUACGACAUGUCUCGCGAGAUGAAUGUCGAAGAGAAUAGACUCAAGACAUUUAGCAACUGGCCAGCCGAUGACGCGGCACGUCUUGCAAAAGCGGGAUUUUAUUAUACGGGACGUGAUCGGGAGGUGCAAUGUUUCUUUUGUGGCGCGAAAAUAUCUGACUCGACCAGCGGUGAUGAACUUUCUGUUUGUCACCAGUUGAGCUGUCUCUUCGCCGCCAAUCCAACUAGCACGUGUAACAUUCCAUUGGCGCCAACUGUAAAUAACAAUGUUAUUCUGGAAGCGACAUCGCCAAGUUCACAACUAUCCAAUGGACAAUCCAAUGGGCCAUCCAAUGGACAAUCCAAUGGACCAUCCAAUGGACAACCAUCCGACGCAUCCACAAACAAUACAGAGAUCUUUCGACGACCGCUUAAUCCUCGAAGAGAAUAUGGAACUGUUCAGCAGAGACUGGAAUCGUUUACAAAUUGGCCGAUACCUUCCAUUGUGCUUCCAGAAAAACUUGCUUCAGCAGGAUUUUACUAUCUUCAAUACAAAGAUAUGGUGGAGUGUGCAUUCUGUGGAGGUGUUAUAGCGAAUUGGGAACCAAAUCAAGAUCUAGAUAUGUUACAUAGAUCAUAUUUUCCAAAUUGUGAUUUCUACAUGAAUCGAGACGAAGAUGAUAUAUUAGAAUUGGUUACAGUCUUGCCUGGCACCAAAGAGAAUAUCACAGAUUUGGGAAUACAAAGACAUAUGACACCUGCUAAUCCAAGAUAUGCCGUGUAUGAAAAACGAUUACAAACUUUUACAGGCUGGCCGAAAGAUCUUACGCAAACUCCAGAAAUGUUAGCUGCCGCCGGAUUCUAUUAUACUGGGUGUAGAGACCAAGUUAGAUGUUUCCAUUGUGACGGAGGUUUGCGAGAUUGGGAACCAACGGAUGAUGUGUGGGUCGAACACGCACGAUGGUUUGCCAAGUGUGGUUUUGUAAAUCUUAUGCGCGGACAAAAAUUUGUUCAACAGUGCAUAGAUAAUAGAAAACCUUUGGAUCUCUCGAUAUUUGCCACUAAGAUGCCAGUAGAUGAAACUGGAAUUUUGAGAGAGUCUCCUACAACUUUGCAAACUAACAUGUGUCCCAUGACACAUGAUACAGCAACUUUCGAUCAGGAUGUAGAAAUUUCGAUUCUAUCUCUUGCGACAGCGGUGCAAGAUAGAAAUCCGGUGACAGAUACAAAAAAAUCUGCGAAAGAUGUUGCAGGAACUUCAGUUGCAUCUCUUACAACUUUGGCAUCCAAUGAACUUAGUAAAUCGGCAAUACUUGAAAGGGUAUUAGAGGACACAAAUCUGGAUUCAGAUAUGACAGAGGCUGAACUUAGACUACUUAUGGCGCUUGUUAAAAAACUAAAAAGAUUUUUGAAAAAACGACUGGAAGAAACUGGUGAAUCAAGUGCGGAUAUUGACCAACCAAUGCGAAAUGUUCUACGUCUUGUGGAAGAUGACACGCGUGACAAAUCUAAUUCACCGACUUCGGAAUUAAUUAAUUUAUUGAAGGAAUGUACCGUGACGACACCUAAUAACGCCGCAAAUGAUUUAAAUGCGCAAGAAGCGUCAAAUGCAACCAAAGAUAAACUCGAAAAGAAAAAAGCGGAUGAUAGGUCAGACGAUAUUAUGUCUUUGCGGGAAGAGAACAGAAAGUUAAAGGAAGCUCAUUUGUGCAAAGUCUGCAUGGAUCAUGAAUUAGCUUUAGUAUUUUUGCCCUGCGGGCAUCUAACAACGUGUGACCUUUGCGGACCGGCUCUCACAAAUUGUCCGCUAUGUAGAUUAGAGAUUCGCGCUUAUGUCCGUACCUAUUUAUCUUAAAUCGAUCCGUAAAAAAAAAAAAAAAAAAAAAAAAAA